AUGAGCCGAGCAAGUUUUAAGAAUCGAGAGAGAGAAGUUGGUUCUAUUAUUGAAGGUGUUGCUAAAAAAUCAUGUGAAGAUGUUGCCAUUAAAGAAAAAAAUAGUGCCAUCUUGAUGGGGGCUGAACCAGAUGAAAAUGAUCUUAUUCCAAUCAGCGUCUCUUAUGACAUGGGAUGGCAGAAGCGGGGUAAAGGCUUUAACUCAAAUACUGGUCAAGGUGCUGUUAUGGGGUUGGAUACAGGCAAGAUAAUUGAUUACACUACCAAAACUAAGACCUGCAGAAUAUGUGAACAUGCUGCAAAAAGUCAUGAACAGCCUAGACAUCAUGAUUGCUGUAAAAACCAUACAGGCUCGUCUAAAUCGAUGGAACCAUUGUCGGCUGUUGACCUGUUCCAGAAUGCCACAAACUAUAACAUUAAAUAUUCUAAGUACACUGGCGAUGAUGAUUCAACAACAGAAUGUUAUGUUCAUGAAAAGGUCCCAUAUGGCAUUGAAAAAUACAGUGAUAUAAUACAUAUCAAACGCUCUCUAACAACCAGGCUAUACAACCUGAGUAAAAGCAACAAAUUUAUCAAUAGCUCACCAUUAUCUCAAAAAGUCAUCAACUACCUGGUAAAAUGUUUCUCAAUUUGUGUCAAUCAAGGAAAAGGAGAUCCUAAAUCCAUCCAAACCUCCCUGAAGUCCAUUGUUCCUCAUGCAUUUGGCAACCAUGAUGAAUGCAAUGAUGAGUGGUGUGGAUAUAAACAGGAUCCAGUUGAAUACAGACACACCCAUCUACCACAUGGUAAAGAUCUGUAUGGAGAUUGUCUAUACAAUGCUUUAGUGGAGUUGUUCAGCGAGUAUUACAGUGAUAAAGUCGUUGAAAAGCUUGCUCCUGUGGCAAACUCCCAGCGCAAUGAGUCAUUCAACAGUGUUGUUGGUUCAAAAGCCCCAAAGAUUCGCUUCUACGGUGGAAGCAAAAGCAACGAUUAUAGAGUAGCCUGUGCGGUGGGCCAAACCAACAUCGGCCACACUUAUAUCAAUCGAACUCUGGAGGCAAUGGGUGUUGAGCCAGGAAGUAUUUGCACUGACCACAACCUAAAAUUGGAUAAAAAGAAAAGUAAUGAUAAUGUUAGAAAGAAAACAAUCGAAUUCAAAAAGCAGAGAAAUCAGCUGCAUUCAAGGAGGCUAUCUCAUAACAGUAGAAAAGAGCAACAAGAGGGAAAAACAUAUGAAAGUAAUGUGGGCCUCACAUUGGACAAAAUGUCAACAAUAACAUCAACAAGAGAAGCACCUGAAGUAUUCAACAUUUCUUGUGUAUCAGACAAACCUUUCAAAACAUAUGAGAAUACAGUCUCUGAGUUUACACCCAGACCAACAUGUUCCGAUAUUGUUUACCAUGAUAACCUAUUCUACAACAUAAUCAUGUUUGAUACAGAAACAAACGCGACCGGAAGAGCAGCCGAACUAUGUCAAUUGUCAGCAGUUGAUAAGUAUGAUCAUUGCACAUUUUCAGAAUAUAUUUUGCCAAAUACUGCGAUAGACAAAUACUCUUCAAGAGUCAACAAGCUGACGAUUAGAACUGUCAAUGGUCAACGUACGCUUUUCAAAGAAGCAGAACAGCUAACAACACUCACCUCAUCAGAAGCUAUCUCCCGUUUUAGUUUAUUCCUGGAAUCAUCAGUUGAAUAUUGUAAAACUUUAACGGAUAAAGAUGUUUGUACCAUUCUUCUCGGCCAUAACGCGAAACGAUUUGAUAUACCGGUCAUACUUCGCAACAGUACGAGUUCAUUCCAUGACAAAUUACAGUCAUCGGGAGUUUUAUUUGGUGAAAGUCUUUCCAUCUUUGAGCAAUUAGCACGAAACAAACAUCCUUCCCUGCAGCAAGCCAAUGGUCAACCCUGCGCACUAAACCAGACUGCACUGUACAGAUGCUUGUUUCAAGAAUCCUUCGAAGCACACGAUGCCCUUAAAGAUGUCAAGGCCCUUCGAAAAAUGCUAUUUCACUCCAAAUUGCAGCUCUCGGAACAGUUUAUUGUCGACCAUUGUAAGCCGAUUUCUUGUGAUUUUGCUCUAGAAGAUUUACAUUACUUAGACCGACGACACAAGAUCUUGAAGUCCAUGGAAAACAAGCUUUAUAAUCCAUCAGGCAGUGGCGUAAUAACAAAGAGCAUGGCGGAGAAGAUCGCUGGCAGUGGUUUAAGCUACGAGGAUCUUUUACAGCUAUUCAAAAACUUUGGUAAACCAGGACUGAUUUCCAUCCUUUCGAAACCUCCAACGGAAAACGACCCAGAAUGA
Messenger RNA from Dendronephthya gigantea, 2277 nucleotides. RefSeq lists its product as uncharacterized. The record is from RefSeq and is a predicted model, not a curated record. Gene Ontology annotation, biological process: DNA catabolic process. NCBI's taxonomy places the organism in Eukaryota, Metazoa, Cnidaria, Anthozoa, Malacalcyonacea, Nephtheidae. The transcript has a single exon. The coding region runs from base 1 to 2277 and encodes 758 amino acids. Gene Ontology annotation, cellular component: cytoplasm. Gene Ontology annotation, molecular function: 3'-5'-DNA exonuclease activity; nucleic acid binding.